AUGACUGUCCCAUUCCCAGACAUUGAUCCGUACGCAGAAUUGGGGUGCAAGCCCGAGGACGCGCCGCCGUCGAUCAAGAAGGCGUACUAUAAACUCUGUCUUAGGUUUCAUCCGGACAAAUUGUCGGAACAGGACCAGAAGAAGUAUAAAACUAAGUUUGAGAAAAUACAGUUCAGCUAUCAGGUGCUGGGUGAUCCAAAAAGACGCGAACGCUACGAUAAAACUGGAAACUUAGAUGAAAGCGUAGCAGACGAUGACGAUUUUGAUUGGUAUGCGUUCUUUCAAGAGAUGAGAGAGUCGGAUGUGAAAGUCACUGCUGAGCUGAUCGAAAAGGAUAAGAAAAGCUAUCAGGACUCAGAGGAGGAAUACCAAGACGUGCUGGAAACGAUGAUCUACUACGAGGGAGAGUUUCUCCGUCUGUUUGAGACAAUACCUCAUUUGGAAUUUUCAAAAGAGGAAGAGGACCGCAUGUUCAAGCUGGUGCAACAGAUGGUUGCCGAUGGAACGCUGAAAAAUUACAAGAGUUGGAAGACAUACGCAAAAAAUCGGACCUCAGAAAUGAAAAAGAUGUUCCGCCAGCUGAAGAAGGAGAGCAAAGAGGCUGAGGAGGCUCUGAAGGAAAUCAACGAGAAAAACGAGCUCAAACUGAAUGGAUCAGAAGAUUCCCUGCGGCAGCUGAUCCAGUCUAAAAAAUCGCAUACUUUCGACGAUCUCAUCGCCAAAUACAGCAAACAGAGUAAAAAGCAAUCCAAAAGAUCUAAGAAUUCUGAGUACGAUCUCGAUGAUGAAGAGUUCACGAAAAUUCAGAAAAAGAUGAAAAAACAGCGACACAGCUGA
Molecule: messenger RNA, 837 nt
Organism: Ogataea angusta
Lineage: Eukaryota; Fungi; Ascomycota; Pichiomycetes; Pichiales; Pichiaceae
Exons: 1
Coding region: 1-837 (278 amino acids)
Cellular component (GO): cytoplasm; nucleus
Molecular function (GO): heat shock protein binding
Source: RefSeq, a predicted model, not a curated record